AUGAGUGCGAGUGUGAGUGUGAGUGAGUGCGAGUGGAAGCGUAGGUGCGGCUGCGGAUACGGAUGCGGGGGCGGUGGCUGGCUUAUGAGGCCGUCCAAGACAAGAGUCCCCGAGGAGUCGAUGGGGGCAGUCGCGCGGCGGAGGAGAAGAGCGGUGCCAAAGGAGGACGCAGAAACUGGCGCGGACGGCGGGACGAGGAUGAGGCCCGAGAAAAACAACGAAGAUGCCGGAGAAGAGAAGAUGGCAAGGGCAGAGGGGGGUGGGUGA
Messenger RNA from Purpureocillium lilacinum, 267 nucleotides. NCBI's taxonomy places the organism in Eukaryota, Fungi, Ascomycota, Sordariomycetes, Hypocreales, Ophiocordycipitaceae. The record is from RefSeq and is a predicted model, not a curated record.